This is a messenger RNA of Stylonychia lemnae, 1437 nucleotides long. The record is from the annotation of a GenBank genome assembly. NCBI's taxonomy places the organism in Eukaryota, Ciliophora, Spirotrichea, Sporadotrichida, Oxytrichidae.
AUGGGAAAGUGCGUAUCAACAGGGAAAAAAGCUCAUUUUAUGUCUCUGUCUAAAAAGAGAUUCAAACCAGAGAAACCACCUAGAGGAAAGAAAAACAGAAAAGGUUCUAAAUAUGAUGAGAGUAUUAGCUCUGUUAAUGAUACUCCAUAGAAAAAAAGCUUUAGUGAUAGCAAACCAUUGGUCAAGUUAAAUUUUCAACAAAAGCAAAUUAUGACAUUUGAUCCCUCUCUCUUUGUGCCCUAAGCAAUCCAAAGCUUUCACAUGAAGACAUAAAUAGAAGAAGAUCCCGAGGACUUUUACGAAAAAGCUGUAAAAGUAUACAAACUGAGAUAAUAACUACCUGAAGGCUUGAUUCCUAAUUUAAUAGAGGCAUGCUAAACUGGUAAUGUCGAAUAGAUGAAGCAUUACUUUUCGGCAUAUUAGAUUGACAUUCAAUAGGUCAAAGCUUAAAUGGAAAAUAUUAGUGUUGGCAACAGAACAAUUUAAUCCGAUUUCUUAAACCUCUUACACUUAGCUGUUUAUCAUAAUUAGCUGAAUAUACUGAAAAUAAUUUGUGAGAACGUUCCUACUUUGGACAUUGUUUAUACUGGGAGAAUACCAUCAACAAGUGGAUUGGCUAAUGAAUCAGAGAUUUCACUUCAGGAUGAUAAGAGGCAAAACAAUAAGCUUUUAGAUACGAAAAAAUUUUAGUCUGAUGAUAAGCAUUUCAUGGCAAGCCCAACUGCGAAUAUUGAUCCAAAUGGUAUUAAUAGCAGUAGUGUUAACAUCCAAGUUAGUUAGGCUCGUUCAUUAAUACUAUUCUGGGCAUUGGACAAGUAAUAAUAUCCUACUCUCACUUAUCUUUGGAAUUUCAAUAAAUUUAAACAAACAAACUGGGGUAUUAAAAAUCUGGAAUUCAUGCUAUUAUUGGCAAAUGAUCUAAAUGAAAAUGAGGUCUUUGAAAUUCUCCUUCAACCUAAGCCGUUUUCCGAAUGUUUGAAAACUCUUUCUUUCGUUGAUGCAAUGGAUUUUAUUGAAGAUCAUGUUGUAAAUAACAGAUGCGUCAAAGAGGAGCUAAAAUUAAAAUUGUUAUAUGCAAGUGAAAUGGCGCCUUAUUCUUUUAUUGGAGCACUGUUUCACUUUACAUCUGUUCUAGAAGAUGCCUAAGAUCAAGAGGAUAUUACUUAGAACAAUCAGUCAUUUCUAAAUAUUGAAAAGUAAGAAAAUGAUUGUGAAACCGAUAUAUAAUUUGAUGAAAUUCUUGAGCUUUAUCACAAAUUAAAUGAGUAAUAUUUAAAGCAAAUUAUUCGAAGUUCUGAAGUAAUAGAAAGACUAUAAGAAAUUUACUAGAAAGCAGAAAAUUUUAAAAUUAUAAAUGAUGAAUAGAAACAAAAAUUACUUGGUAUGAUAAAAUUCAUUCAAAAUUUUAAAAGACAAGUUCAAAUAAAUCAGCAUUGA